GAGCCGAAAACACACGUUACGCACACAGGGCUGCGGGAGUAUUGGGGGAUAGAAGGCAAGUGUAAAAGAGAGAGAGACAGACAGAGGGAGACAGAGACGGAGAGAGAAAGCCCACGGAUGGAACGACAGGAUAUAUAACCGUUUGUCCGGGUCUUGUGCAGGCACCUUAUUCCAUGCCUGUCCUCUGCUGGGGCUUUGUCAUUGAUGGGAAACCACCUGGACCGGAUAACCCACCUCAGCUACAGCGAGCUGCCCACCGGAGAUCCGUCCGGACUGGAGAAAGAGGAGCUUAGGGUUGGAGUAGCAUACUUCUUCUCCGACGAAGAGGAGGAGGUGGAUGAUGGCGGAGGAGGCUACAACAAGGACCCCAGCCAGGAGGGCCCCGGGCCGGUCAGCGAGCUGGAGUACUCCGCAUUCUGCUCACAGGAAUGCAUCUUCUCCAAGCUCCGCGAAAACCAGGACUUGAACGUGUACUCCGCCAACACGUUGCUCUCCAUGUGCAAGCCAGGGGACCUUGUGGAGCUAGUAUCCACAUCACAGGCACCUCACUGGGCUGUGUACGAGCUCAACGACCAGGUGAUACACCUACACGAGGGGGAGAUACGGAAGGACAGCCUGACUGAGAUAGGACGGGGCCGGCGUGGACGGAUAGUGAACAGCCGCUACCGGUUCCGACCGCUGCCCUCCGACCUGGUGCUGCAGAAUGCCGCCGGCCACCUGGGCCUACACAGCGGGGACAUCUGCUGGACCAGCUCUGAGAACUUCGCCGCCUGGUGUCGUUUCGGGAAGCGGGAGUUCAAGGCGGGAGGCGAGGCACACUCGGCAGAGCAACAGUACUUUCUCAAAGUGCACCUCGGUGACGGGACUCGGAGUGGACACGCGCACACGCUGGUGUUCCGUAGCCUGGAGGAUAUGAUCCGCGAGAGGAGGAGGGUAGACGCCAGUGGGAUUCUGAAGGAGCUGUCUUUAGGGGUCAGUGGCGGGAAGGAGGGAUGAUUAAUAUGAUGGCCUAUACUCUCUUCUUUCCUUUCGGAGAGAGAGGGAGCUGUUUGCAGGCUGGCUGCGUCUGUAACACUGGUGACACUGUAGGAGAGAGAUUGUGAUCAUAUUGCAGCAAAGUAGAAAAUAGCCCACAAGGACGAGACAGACAAACGUUCAUGUAAACAUUGACAACUGCUCUUGUUUGAGCGUGGUUUCUUUCUGCUCCGACAUGUCACCCUGUACCUUUUUAACAUAGCGCACGACUCCACUCGCUUGGUUUUUUUUCCCCUCCUCCCUCUGCGUUCUUUCUCUGCAUAAGGGCACCUGCUGCUGCUGCUGGUGGUGCUGCUGGUUCUAGUGCUGCUGCUGGUUCUAGUGCUGCUGCUGCCGCUGCUGGUUCUAGUGCUGCUGCUGGUUCUAGUGCUGCUGCUGGUUCUAGUGCUGCUGCUGGUUCUAGUGCUGCUGCUGCCGCUGCUGGUUCUAGUGCUGCUGCUGCUGGUUCUAGUGCUGCUGCUGGUUCUAGUGCUGCUGCUGGUUCUAGUGCUGCAGCUGACUAUUGAAAGAAAGAGAGACAGAAAGAGAGACAGAGACAGAGAGAGAGAAAGAGAGAGAUAUCUGUUGGAUUUCCCCGGCGUUCUAUUUUUUUACUCCUUUACAUUAAAAACCUGGGACUGAACGAACAUUCAACCUUAAAACCACCUAUUCAUGUUGUAGCCUACCAGAGAGACGGACCGAUGGACAGGCAGACACCAUUUUGUUUUCUGCCCCCUGGUGUUUGUUUGGAAAGCUACGUUCAUGCAUUGAUUGGUUUGCAUUUGAGUCCCAUAUUUUUGUAUUUGAGUCUUUCUCCCUGAUUGGUGGAUGUUUCUGUUCUAAUAAACAGAGGUUGCAACAUGAAACUA
Molecule: messenger RNA, 1883 nt
Organism: Oncorhynchus keta (chum salmon)
Lineage: Eukaryota; Metazoa; Chordata; Actinopteri; Salmoniformes; Salmonidae
Product: protein LRATD1
Exons: 3
Coding region: 205-996 (263 amino acids)
Source: RefSeq, a predicted model, not a curated record